UUUCUGGUCGCCCUUCGCUUUCCUGGACAGCAGAUCGGGACAGACCACGUAUCCGCCUCCGGCGCGUGGGCGCACCGGCAACGCCUCCUCCCCGCCUCCUGCGGUCUUCCCGCACCAAGUGACGGCACUGCCCCGCCCACCUCGCGCGUCACGGCACAAUCCUUGAACUACGACUCCCAGAGGGCCGAGCGGCGGCGCGCGCUCGCCUCCAUCCAACUACAUGUCCCAAGAGGCAUUACGCGACCGCGCCUUCUCCCACCGCGCAAGAACGGAACCGCGUUUGCGUUCCGGCUGGUCUCUAAGUGAGCGUUGUGUCUGGUUGUGCUGCGAUUCUGUCCGGAGGCUUCUGUUACGUUCAUUUAGGGCCUGUGGUUGUGCAGGUAUCGCAGCUACACAGAAAAGAUGAGUGAGGAAUCCAACGAUGACAAGAAGCCAACGACUAAAUUUGAACUGGAGCGAGAAACAGAGCUUCGAUUUGAGGUGGAGGCAUCUCAGUCAGUUCAGCUGGAGUUGCUGGCUGGCAUGGCAGAGAUCUUUGGCACAGAGCUGACCAGAAACAAGAAAUUCACCUUUGAUGCUGGUGCCAAGGUGGCUGUUUUCACUUGGCAUGGCUGUUCUCUACAGUUGAGUGGCCGGACCGAGGUGGCUUAUGUCUCUAAGGACACACCCAUGUUGCUUUACCUCAACACGCAUACAGCCUUGGAGCAGAUGCGGAGGCAGGCAGAAAAGGAAGAAGAGCGAGGCCCCCGUGUGAUGGUUGUGGGCCCUACUGAUGUGGGCAAGUCCACGGUGUGCCGGCUGCUCCUCAACUAUGCAGUGCGCUUGGGCCGCCGUCCUACCUAUGUGGAACUGGAUGUGGGCCAGGGCUCUGUGUCCAUACCUGGUACCAUGGGGGCCCUCUACAUCGAGCGGCCUGCAGACGUGGAGGAAGGUUUCUCCAUCCAGGCCCCUCUUGUGUAUCAUUUUGGCUCCACCACUCCUGGCACCAACAUCAAGCUUUAUAAUAAGAUUACGUCUCGUUUAGCUGACGUGUUCAACCAGCGGUGUGAGGUGAAUAGAAGGGCUUCCGUGAGUGGCUGCGUCAUCAACACCUGCGGCUGGGUCAAGGGCUCCGGGUACCAGGCCCUGGUGCACGCAGCUUCAGCCUUCGAGGUGGACGUGGUGGUGGUUCUGGAUCAAGAACGACUGUACAACGAACUGAAAAGGGACCUGCCUCAUUUUGUUCGAACUGUGUUGCUUCCAAAAUCAGGGGGUGUGGUAGAACGCUCCAAGGACUUCCGGCGGGAAUGUAGGGAUGAGCGUAUCCGUGAGUAUUUCUACGGAUUCCGAGGCUGUUUCUAUCCUCAUGCCUUCAAUGUCAAAUUUUCUGAUGUGAAAAUCUACAAAGUUGGGGCACCUACCAUCCCAGACUCCUGUUUACCUCUGGGCAUGUCUCAGGAAGACAAUCAGCUCAAGUUAGUACCUGUCACCCCUGGUAGAGAUAUGGUGCACCAUCUCCUGAGUGUCAGUACCGCUGAGGGGACAGAGGAGAACCUUUCUGAGACAAGUGUGGCUGGGUUCAUUGUGGUGACCAGUGUGGAUCUGGAACACCAGGUGUUUACUGUGCUGUCUCCAGCCCCCCGCCCACUGCCUAAGAACUUUCUUCUCAUUAUGGACAUCCGGUUCAUGGAUCUCAAGUAGUCAUUAGCAAGAGCCUCACUUUCUGGACCAUGGAAAUCUGGCCAUCACCCAUGGCAGAUGGAAUGAGAUUUGGGGACGAGGAACAUCUCGUAGGAAGCACAGACUCUGCCUCUGAAGACAACGGUAGGAGCCAGACUCCUGUACUCUGAACCAAAAGGAGAGACUAUGAAGAGAAAUGGCUAUUUUUUUUUUUUUUAAGAUCACCUAAGGUGCCACUUUAAAUAUUCCAAGACCCUGGAUAAUUCCAUGUCUUCCACUGUGCUACCAUGAGGGGAUUUUUUUGUUACUGCUUUCUGGUCCACAUAUAGUUCCUGUUAUAUCACCAGGAUGAAAGUGAGAUAAAGUUCAAACUUGAAAAUAAUUAUUUUAAUAAAUAUCGUUGUCAUAUCAUAA
Myodes glareolus (Bank vole) is the source of this 2073-nucleotide messenger RNA. It is a transcript of the gene Clp1, whose product is annotated as cleavage factor polyribonucleotide kinase subunit 1. Gene Ontology annotation, biological process: tRNA splicing, via endonucleolytic cleavage and ligation; mRNA 3'-end processing. Gene Ontology annotation, cellular component: mRNA cleavage factor complex; nucleus. NCBI's taxonomy places the organism in Eukaryota, Metazoa, Chordata, Mammalia, Rodentia, Cricetidae. The record is from RefSeq and is a predicted model, not a curated record. Gene Ontology annotation, molecular function: polynucleotide 5'-hydroxyl-kinase activity.